This is a messenger RNA of Oldenlandia corymbosa var. corymbosa, 1671 nucleotides long. Lineage: Eukaryota; Viridiplantae; Streptophyta; Magnoliopsida; Gentianales; Rubiaceae. The record is from the annotation of a GenBank genome assembly.
UGGAAAGUCGAGAAGAAUACCUACGGAAGCCCAAUCUACCCACCUUCAAGGGGGAAAAAAAAACAAACAAAAGGAUCUACCCGUUUUCAGAAUCCGAGAGAAAGAACCCUAGCAAUGGCGGAGCACUUGAAAAGUUUGUUUGGGACGGAGAAAGACAGGGUGAACUGCCCUUUUUACUUCAAGAUCGGGGCUUGCCGUCACGGUGACCGUUGUUCCAGAUACCACACCAAGCCUUUCUCCAGCCCUACCUUAUUGCUUUCCAAUAUGUACCAACGCCCCGAUAUGAUCCCCGGCCCGCAAUCCCAACCGCUCGACCCGAAAAAGAUCCAGCGCGAUUUCGACGAUUUCUACGAGGAUUUGUUCGAGGAGCUCAGCAAGUUUGGCGAGAUUGAGGAUCUCAAUGUCUGCGAUAACUUGGCGGAUCACAUGGUCGGCAACGUUUAUGUCCAAUUCCAAGACGAAGAUCAGGCCGCCGCCGCCCUGCAGGGUCUCGCCGGUAGGUUUUACGCCGGCCGUCCCAUCAUUGGGGAAUUCUCUCCGGUGACUGAUUUCCGUGAGGCUACUUGCCGGCAGUAUGAUGAAGGUGAAUGCGCUCGAGCUGGAUACUGCAAUUUUAUGCAUUUAAAAAGGAUUAGCCCAGAACUGAAGCGGCAGUUGUUUGGGAGGAGUAAGGGGAGGCGCCGAAGCAGAAGCCCCAGUCCCUACCGUUCCCGUGGCGGCCGUGGAUAUGGUGAUAGAAGAGGCGGAGGAGAUUAUCAUUCUCAUGACCGGAGAAGGAGGCCUAGAAGUAGGAGUCCGGCCCGAACGGGUGGGCGGCGCAGCCCAAGUCCGUCCCGGAGGAGAAAUAGGAGUCCAGUCCGGGAAAGCAGUGCUGAGAGAAGGGCAAAAAUUGAGCAAUGGAAUAGGGAAAGGGAGCAACCUGAACCCACAAAACAACAAAGCAGUGACGAUAAGGAGGUAAACUGGCAAGAUCAAUAAUAAGCUUUUGUUGUGAUUGGAGAAGGAUAGCCCAAUUAUGGUCCAACUGCAACUGUGUCAAUAACACUAUUAUAGGAUCAGCAGAAAGGGAGAACCUUUACCGGCGACAUACAUUUGCAGUCACUGAGACACCAAUCUGAAACCGGUCAAGGACCUAAAAGCAUAUGAAAAAUUUGAUUUGGAGUUUUCUGUGCAGAUUAGUUGCAUGCAUGAAAUUGUUGAAUUAAGCGAUGCCCAUCUGUGAAUGUGAAUGUAUAUAUAUUCAAAUUUGGAGUAGCAAUUGGAAUGGGGAGUUGUCAGUGAUUGAUAGAUUUAUGCAUCAUAUCUCUUUCUCUCUGGUCUGGCCUCUGAGUCAGUCAAUUUUUCAGGGCUUUUUUUUUUUAGUUUUUUCUCCACAGUUUUAUCACGGGAACAUAAUUCUCUCUGGUUCAGUUUUGAUCACCUUUUGUCUUCAAAAUAGUGUAUACUGUAUAGUAUUAUAGUAUGAUUUACCAAUGAGGAGGGUUCACAUGCCCUGACACCAUUGCUCUUUGUUGUCUGUUUUUAUUCCAAGUUCUGUACACUUUAGGUGCUCCACAGAAGUUUCAUCGAUUUGGGUCUUUGUCCAGAAUGUUUCUAUGUCGUUGUGUGUGUAUAGAUAUAUAUAAAUAUAUAUAUAUAUACCACGGAUUUAUAUAUAUAUAUAAAUUUCCC